CCACGUUGAGCCGGAUCAAUAAAUCAAUGUACCUGCGCCGCAAUGGCCAUUCGAAAUAGAGGCCGCCCCCCCGCUGCUGGGGCGCUGGCCGUUUUAAUUUCCCUCCGCUGCCCACUUAUCAAAACCUACGCUUUUGACCUCCUGCCGCACCCCUCCUUACAUCUUGACCUUAACCAUGUCAUUUGCAGACCUAAGGAGCCAACUACACGAAAAGGACGAUGCUCCCAAACUGGAUAUAACCCGUCUUACCAAAACUGUGCCCAAGGCUUCGGCUGUCAAGAGGCUCUAGAGGCAAUGGGACGAAUUUCUUAGGGAGAUGGGUCUGCCAAAUGACCUCGAGGGGUUUCAAAAAGCUCCAUCACUCCGGGAACUGAUGGUUUUCAUCAGAUAUAUCGCACGAACCUCAAAGGGAAGACUGGAUGAUAAUCACAUAGUUACCUUCUAGUAUCUGUCAAAGCUGUGGAUCCUUAUUAGAGAGAUUAUAUCUUGCC
Molecule: messenger RNA, 491 nt
Organism: Mytilinidion resinicola
Lineage: Eukaryota; Fungi; Ascomycota; Dothideomycetes; Mytilinidiales; Mytilinidiaceae
Exons: 2
Coding region: 43-312 (89 amino acids)
Source: RefSeq, a predicted model, not a curated record